AUGUCUCAAGAGUUACCGAAGAGGAUUUUUAAGGAGGGCGAGGAGACCCAAGUGACUCAGAUCAACAACAACUGCAGGAUCGACUUCAUUAUCAGAAAGUUGGAGGAGUGGCUGCCAAAUGAGUUGAGAGAAGUGAAGAAAGAUCCAGUUUUUAGUCAGAUUUUUAAGCUACAUGAGAAUGGUCUUGGGUUCUCCGCAAGAGUGAUACACAUUUUCUUGUGUAGGGAGCUGGUGACUUACAAACAGCACGAGCUCUGGUUUGUCUUUGCGAGGAGAGCACUUCGGUUUUCACUGCAAGAGUUCCACGCAGUAACCGGGCUUCAGUGCGAUACUAGUAUCUCGCUUCAGGAGUUCAGUGACUGGGAUGAUGAUGAUGGGUUCUGGAGCAGGGUAUUGAAGAAGAAAGAAGGGAUUACAAUCUACAAUCUGUGGAUUAAGCACAAGAAUGCGGUGAAGAAGUGGCGUAAUGCAGAUCGCAUCAGAUUGGUCUACCUUUGCAUCAUUAUGUAUGUGGUUUUAGCGAGAGAUGAGAAGGCUAAUAUCCCCCUCAAAUACAUCAAGGUGGUCAUGGAUCUUGAGAAGCUUCGUAGGUAUCCUUGGGGAGUUGCUGCUUAUGAUUUCCUCUGCGACUCAGUAGUAAAAACGCGUGACUUCCUAUCUGAGAAGACUACUAGUUACGUGUUCGAUGGCUUCUCCUACGCCUUGCAAAUUUGGGCAAUGGAAGUUGUACCAAAGAUUGGAAAGCUCUGUGGUAAAAAGCUGGUCAAGGGUUUUAAGGAUGGUCCUAGAUGCGUUAACUGGAUGGGAGCUGCGAAGGUGUCAUAUGACGAGAUCAUUCACUUGGAGAGCAUCUUCACAAACGAGGAUGUCACUUUUCCAUACAUCUCAUGGACAGGGAAUAUGGAUGUUAUCGAGGAUGACCAAUUUUGCAGAGCUGGUGAUGUGAGGGAUGAUGGAAUCAUCGUUCUGAAGGAGAUGAUAAGUAAGAAGUAUGACUUCAGUGAGCACAUCUGGGAGUACGAAAACACUCCGGAGAUUUCUUUAGAUCUUAAUGACGAAGCUGUGAAUGGUGAAGGAAAUGGGAAUGAGAGUGAUGAAGACUUUCAGACUCCAAGAGGAUCAACGACUGAUGUGUCGUCUAGAAAGGGAAAUAAGAGGCUUCCGGAUCGUGGUAUGGAGAAAAGGAAGCAUAAGGUUCUCUCUAGUGGACCAAAGCAAGCACCUUUUAGUGAAGACAUGAAAGCUUUUAUGACCCAGUUGUUUGAGGCGAAUUUGUCUGGAAUGGAGCAGAGGCUACAGAAACAGAUGGAUGAGAAAUUUGAGCAGAUGAAGGCAGAGCUUAGAGAUUCACGUAAGGAAGCAACGGUUGAAGUUGAGCUUGGAGACCUAUCACCGAGGAAGCCAUCAACGAGCAAGCCAUCACCGAGGAAGCCAUCGACUUCACAGUCUCUUGUGCUAGUUUCAUCUACGGAACCAUCAGAGAGUGCAUUCGAUGUGCAUUUUAGUCAAGAAGAUGAUAUCAUUCACGGGAUGAGUACGCAAGGUGUUAAUGGGCUUUCUCAGGCGUCGUAUGUGACAGACUUUGACCCAUCUCAGACCCCAAAUGAAGAUGACUGGUGGACUCCAAUGAGUUCAGUCCGAGGUUCAAAAGUUAAACCAAUAAAGAAAGAAAAAGAUAAAGCUACAGCUCCACCGCCGUCACAGUGGAAGAAAUGGUACAGAGGAUUCACGGAUUGGGCUUUGAAUCCAAUUUCUUUACCGCUUGGGCCUACAAUCUUAAAUUUGUUUCUCGCUACAAGGGUAGUAAGUCCUGGGAAAUGGCUUGGAAACGAGGAAAUGGAUGCAUUUAUGUUUAUGUGGCGAGUGAAGACAACAUUGAACCUUUGGGCCCCAAAACGUGUUGCUUUCAUGAGUGCUAUGUUCUGCCUCCAAGUCCAUGCUGCAUUCAUCAAGUUUUCGCCGAACAGAAAAGCCUAUAAAUUGACUGAUUUUCUUCUUGGGUACGGCAGAGGAGAGCUUCCAUCUCAUGGGCGGACUGAUCAAGUUUGGGGUGUCGAUGUUGAUCGGCUCUACUUUCCUCUGUUUGUAAAUGGUAAUCACUGGGUUGCUGUCUGUGUCAACAUCAUUGAAAAAAAAGUGGAAGUCUAUGAUUGCGGUGGGGGAAAGAAUAGACAACACGUUGAAAAGUUUGCUGCUCUGAUUCCUAGGAUAGUGAAGGCGGUUGCACCACCUGAAAGACAGAAGCCGCUACUCCUCUCUGCAUAUACUAUCGUGGAUGUGCCUAUGAAGAAGAGGUUGAACAAGAGUUGUUGUGAUUGUGGUGUAUACGCGCUCAAGCACUUGGAAUGCCUUCUGCUUGGUCUCGACAUCAGUUUGGUGGAUGAUGAAAUCAUCAUGGGUUGCAGACAGAAGCUUGGUGUGGACUUAUGGGAGGGUGCACACGAACCCAUCUACGCUGAGGCUAUGACACGAUAUGUGCCUUCACCAUGGGAGAGGUCUGAAGCAUAUGACCUAGAAGAUUGA
Raphanus sativus (radish) is the source of this 2523-nucleotide messenger RNA. RefSeq lists its product as uncharacterized. Gene Ontology annotation, cellular component: nucleus. The coding region runs from base 1 to 2523 and encodes 840 amino acids. Lineage: Eukaryota; Viridiplantae; Streptophyta; Magnoliopsida; Brassicales; Brassicaceae. The record is from RefSeq and is a predicted model, not a curated record. The transcript has 6 exons. Gene Ontology annotation, biological process: protein desumoylation. Gene Ontology annotation, molecular function: deSUMOylase activity.